Dictyostelium purpureum is the source of this 314-nucleotide messenger RNA. RefSeq lists its product as uncharacterized. The transcript has 3 exons. Gene Ontology annotation, biological process: translation. Gene Ontology annotation, cellular component: ribosome. The coding region runs from base 8 to 283 and encodes 91 amino acids. The record is from RefSeq and is a predicted model, not a curated record. Gene Ontology annotation, molecular function: structural constituent of ribosome. NCBI's taxonomy places the organism in Eukaryota, Evosea, Eumycetozoa, Dictyosteliales, Dictyosteliaceae.
ACACAAAAUGGCUAAGAGAACCCAAAAAGUUGGCAUUGUAGGUAAAUAUGGUACCAGAUAUGGUGCUUCAUUAAGAAAGCAAGUCAAAAAGAUGGAAAUCACCCAACACGGUACCUACACCUGUUCAUUCUGUGGUAAAGAUGCUGUUAAACGUACUUCCGUCGGUAUCUGGAAAUGUAAUGGUUGCAAGAAAACUUUAGCUGGUGGUGCCUGGACCAUGAGUACCGCUGCUGGUGCAACUGUUAGAUCAACUAUCCGUCGUCUUCGUGAACUCAACGCUUAAAUUUCUAAUAAUAAAAUUUUUAAGUAUAUAU